GUUGCAGCUGUUUUGCUUUUGGCCGGAGCUUGAAGGUCUAUUCCUUUUCUAUCCUACAUUAUGACCCUUUGCUGCAACCUGUUCUUUCCAAAAGCCUGAGUCCUUUUCCAUUCAUGCCAGGCUAUGAUUGUUAUGAUAUCCAUGAUCCAUGACCCUUGAACGAUGGAACUUUUGAUCCCGAUAGUCAUCGCGUCUAUCCUGGAUUGUGGGGCCCUGUUGUUGUGCGGGCAUCUUUCUCUUGCGUGUAUGCGCGGUUCAGCCAGUACGGCCGGGCCGACUCCAAUGAUACAAGAUACACGUCUCACUUCCAGGCAUGUUGUUAUUCCGGUCCAUCUCUUACUAUCUCCAUUUUUCAAGGAGGGGGUCGUCCUGGGAGAAAUGAACAAUGAGGAAUACAUCACGUCUUCUCAAUGCCGUAAAUCUAAUCACGUCGACCUGAGCGAGAACAGACAGGACAGACUCUGGCUAGUGAAUAAUCCCCAUAUCUAGACACCCGGCACGAAUAGUACUAUAAGCACGUAUAUUCAUAAUCUCUAUAAAUCAUAUCAAAACAAGACACAACCCUCCACCCCCUAUCCACCAAAGCGCAUCAUCUAUUUACUUAUUCAUUCAUUACAUUACAAUAACCGCAAAAGCUCCAGAU
Aspergillus sclerotioniger CBS 115572 is the source of this 643-nucleotide messenger RNA. RefSeq lists its product as uncharacterized. The coding region runs from base 163 to 489 and encodes 108 amino acids. Lineage: Eukaryota; Fungi; Ascomycota; Eurotiomycetes; Eurotiales; Aspergillaceae. The transcript is spliced from 2 exons. The record is from RefSeq and is a predicted model, not a curated record.